GUAUCGUGCUUGUUGCCAUAAAUCCUUAUGAACAAUUGCCAAUUUAUGGACAAGAUGUCAUCUACGCCUACAGUGGCCAAAACAUGGGGGAUAUGGAUCCUCAUAUUUUCGCAGUUGCAGAAGAAGCAUAUAAGCAAAUGGCCAGGGAUGAGAAGAACCAGUCCAUUAUCGUUAGUGGGGAGUCCGGGGCGGGCAAAACAGUCUCGGCUAAAUACGCCAUGCGGUUCUUUGCAUCAGUUGGAGGUUCCUCCAGCGAAUCCAAUGUUGAAGAGAAGGUCCUGGCUUCCAGUCCUAUCAUGGAGGCAAUUGGCAACGCAAAAACAACUCGGAAUGACAACAGCAGCCGUUUUGGGAAAUACAUUCAGAUUGGCUUUGAUAAAAGAUACCGUAUCAUUGGUGCCAACAUGAGGACGUACCUGCUUGAGAAAUCAAGAGUUGUAUUCCAGGCACCUGAUGAGCGAAACUAUCACAUUUUCUAUCAGCUAUGUGCCUCUGCUAGUCUUCCAGAACUGAAGGACCUCUCAUUAUUGGAUGCCAAAGAUUUUUUCUACACAUCUUUGGGAGGGGACACCUCCCUUGAAGGAGUCGAUGAUGCAGAAGAUUUUGAGAAAACAAAGCAAGCUUUCACCCUGCUUG
Molecule: messenger RNA, 636 nt
Organism: Thamnophis sirtalis
Lineage: Eukaryota; Metazoa; Chordata; Lepidosauria; Squamata; Natricidae
Source: RefSeq, a predicted model, not a curated record